AUGCGCUCGGAGGCGGCGCCGCAGCCCGGCGGCCUGGAGAGGUUCGCCAGUCCCGGCAAGGGCCGGGGCCUGCGGGCUCUGAGGCGCUACGCCGUGGGAGAGCUGCUCUUCAGCUGCCCGGCCUACACCGCCGUGCUGACCGUCAGCGAGCGCGGCGGCCACUGCGACGGCUGCUUCGCCAGGAAAGAAGGACUGUCCAAGUGUGGAAGAUGUAAGCAGGCCUUUUACUGCAAUGUGGAAUGUCAGAAGGAAGACUGGCCAAUGCAUAAGCUAGAAUGUUCCGCCAUGUGUGCUUUUGGGCAGAGCUGGAAUCCCUCGGAGACAGUGAGGCUAACGGCGAGGAUCCUUGCCAAACAGAAAAUUCACCCUGAGAGAACACAGUCAGAGAAGCUGCUUGCUGUGAAAGAAUUUGAAUCACACCUUGACAAACUAGACAAUGAAAAGAGAGAGCUGAUUCAGAACGACAUUGCUGCUCUUCAUCACUUUUAUUCAAAGCACAUGGAGUACCCUGACAAUGCUGCUCUUGUAGUUCUCUUUGCACAAGUUAACUGCAAUGGUUUCACGAUUGAAGAUGAAGAACUGUCUCAUUUGGGAUCAGCCAUAUUUCCUGAUGUUGCACUGAUGAACCAUAGCUGUUGCCCAAAUGUGAUCGUAACUUACAAAGGGACAGUGGCUGAAGUAAGAGCUGUGAAAGAGAUUGAGCCUGGAGAAGAGGUUUUUACCAGCUAUAUUGACCUGUUGUAUCCCACAGAAGACAGGAAUGACAGGUUAAGAGACUCCUAUUUUUUCACUUGUGAUUGCAGGGAGUGCACUACGAAGGAAAAGGAUAAAGAGAAACUGAAAAUCCGCAAGCUGAAUGAUCCUCCAUCAGCAGAGGCGGUACGAGACAUGAUCAAAUAUGCCAGGAACGUGAUAGAGGAAUUCAGACGAGCCAAACACUACAAAUCUCCCAGUGAAUUACUGGAGAUCUGUGAGCUCAGCCUGGAUAAGAUGGGUGCAGUGUUUGAAGACAGCAAUGUCUACAUGUUACAUAUGAUGUACCAGGCCAUGGGUGUCUGUCUGUACGUGCAGGAUUGGGAAGGUGCACUGCGUUAUGGGCAAAAAAUUAUCAGACCAUACAGUAAGCAUUAUCCCUCCUACUCACUGAACGUUGCCUCCAUGUGGCUGAAAUUAGGGAGACUGUACGUGGCACUGGAGAACAGACCAGCUGGAGAGAAAGCCCUGAAGAAGGCAAUUGCCAUCAUGGAAGUAGCACACGGGAAAGAUCAUCCAUACAUUUCAGAGAUCAAAAAGGAAUUAGAGGACCACUGAGCCUUUGAAUCUAUGCAAUCCUUCAAACCUUUAUUUAAAAAGCCUUGUUAUGGAAACCUUCAGGAGUGCUUUGAAAAGCGGUAGAGUAUGAACACAGUUCUGUCCUAUAAUUGGAAUGACAAACACACGUAGGGUUUGCAAAAUGUUUCUAGCCUCUACAAAUCUACAGUUGCCUUUUUUGUUGUUUGUUUUUGAAGGAAACAGCCAUGAUUACUUAGAGGAUAAGCCUCUUGACUGCUCGUGCAAAAAUGGCCAAUUUUUCUUUAAGGAUUUUAAUGUGCAUCUUAUUAGUGUAAAAUAAAGUGGUCUUGGCCUCUCUUGA
Messenger RNA from Lagopus leucura (white-tailed ptarmigan), 1633 nucleotides. It is a transcript of the gene SMYD2, whose product is annotated as SET and MYND domain containing 2. The transcript is spliced from 12 exons. Bases 1 to 1311 code for a protein of 436 amino acids. Gene Ontology annotation, cellular component: nucleus. The record is from RefSeq and is a predicted model, not a curated record. NCBI's taxonomy places the organism in Eukaryota, Metazoa, Chordata, Aves, Galliformes, Phasianidae. Gene Ontology annotation, molecular function: histone methyltransferase activity; protein-lysine N-methyltransferase activity; protein binding.